This is a messenger RNA of Phialemonium atrogriseum, 339 nucleotides long. RefSeq lists its product as uncharacterized. The transcript is spliced from 2 exons. The coding region runs from base 1 to 339 and encodes 112 amino acids. The record is from RefSeq and is a predicted model, not a curated record. Lineage: Eukaryota; Fungi; Ascomycota; Sordariomycetes; Cephalothecales; Cephalothecaceae.
AUGUCAGCACUCCCCGUGGCAGCCUUUUGCACAUUCCUCGCACCUGGCGCUGUGUCCCGCUUACUAUAUCCCUCUUGUUCCGGGGUCCUCAUUGGCGACAAGCGGUUUCUGAAACCGAUGUGGCAGACCCUGUGCACCCCGGGCUCGGAACUGCAUGAUUCGUUUGGUCAGACCGUCGUCCUGGCCACGGGACCUCCGAUUGGGAACAACAUUCCAGGACCAAGGCAGGCAGGACAGGAGCGAGAGCGGAGCCCAGCUGCGGGUGCCAUUCGAAAGUCGGCUCUGGUGGAACUCGAUCCAUGGACCCAAUGGUCCGAGGCACGGCUUGCAAUCGUGUAG